GGUCCCAGCUGUUUCUCAAUAGGCCAUCACAGGCCUCGCUCCUUAUAACAGGUGUAAGUGAGAUUCCCAGAUGUCUGGUGGGUGGAGGCAGGAAGCAGCUGGGCCUAGAAAUCUGGGUGGAGUUAGGCCGGGCGCAGAGGCCGGAGGAUGGACGACCCGCUGCUGGAACGCACUAGACGGCUGCUGACUGACUACUUGAUGUUCUGCGCACGGGAGCCAGAUGAACCCGAGCCACUGCCCAGGUCGGUCGAGGCCGCCUUGCUGCGCUCCGUGGCAGAGCAGUUCCAAGAACAGCACCACUUUUUUUUCUCCUCCUUCUACGGCUACAAGGGCAACCGUGUGCUGCUGAUGACACAGAUGGCAGAUGCGGUGCUCUCUGAUAGCGAAGGCUUCAACUGGGGCCGCCUUGUGAUGCUCUUGGCCUUCGCGGGGACAAUUGUGAGUCAAGAGCAUAAAUGGUCUGAAGGAUCGAGUAAAGUGCUUCUAGACUGCCAACUCAUAGUGGACUUGCUGUGCGAUCGGAUCCUGGGACAGCAUCGCUCCUGGCUGGAGGCUCACGGUGGCUGGGAUGGCUUUUACCACUUCUUUUCGAGCCACUUACCACUCGAUUUUUGGAGGAGUCUGCUGAUCAAGACUUUUCUAUACUGGGUCUUUGCAACGGCCAUGCUGUUUAUCUGGAAAAGAUUACAUUUUUAA
Cricetulus griseus (Chinese hamster) is the source of this 696-nucleotide messenger RNA. The record is from RefSeq and is a predicted model, not a curated record. NCBI's taxonomy places the organism in Eukaryota, Metazoa, Chordata, Mammalia, Rodentia, Cricetidae.